AUGUACGCUCCGGCUAUCCUCAAGUCUCUCCUUGCCCUCGCGGUUCUCGCUGUUGCCCCCGCUGCCGCGGAGCUCUCGGUUACUUCUCCGAUUGCCACCACGACUUGCACGGGUGGUCAGACAUGCGAAGUUGCAUGGAGGGACAAUGGUGAGGGCGUAACCCUCGCCCAGCAGGGCUUGUGCACCGUUGCGCUCUACGUUGGAGGUCGUAUUUCGCAGACGUUCCUUCAGCCAAUCGCGUUCCCAACAGCUAUAAACGUUAGUACUACGGCGGCUAUACAAUUUGUAGUGGAUCCCUCGGUCGGCGAAGACUCGUCCGAGUACUUCAUCCGAUUUUCGAGUCAAACGCUCACACAGGCUAACUCGACUACGGGGCUCCUUACCUCUCUUUCUCCGCCAAUUCAAGCCCAGAUCAGCAGCAGCGCACUGCCUACACCAACUGGAAACACCGCGACGUCUGCAGGGACCACUUCAACCCGUUCUACAACACGUGCGUCUACCAGCACUCCUGGUGCAGCCAGCCGUAACUCAGCUGUCGGAGCUGCUGCGGGAGCCAUUGCCCUUGCCGGCCUCGCUGCCUUGCUCUAA
Serendipita indica DSM 11827 is the source of this 588-nucleotide messenger RNA. Lineage: Eukaryota; Fungi; Basidiomycota; Agaricomycetes; Sebacinales; Serendipitaceae. The record is from the annotation of a GenBank genome assembly.